AAGAAUUUGUCUGUGUCUUUCUGGAAUUCCUAUUGGAUGCUGCCCUCUGAUGUUUGUGGAAUGAACUGCUUUUGGGAAGCUGCUAUUAGAUAUGAUUAUAUGAAAAUACAUCCUUCUGAGACAAUGCAUCUAGCAGUGGUUGCCUGUGGCGAAAGACUGGAGGAGACUGUUACUAUGUUGAGAUCAGCCAUUAUUUUCAGCAUGAAACCUCUCCAGUUUCAUAUUUUUGCUGAGGACCAAUUGCAUGAGCGUUUCAAAGCCAUACUUGAUGACUUACCCUAUGAAGGAAAAGUUAAUUACACAUUAUAUCCAAUAACAUUUCCGACUGAGAGUGCAGCAGAAUGGAAGAAAUUGUUUAAACCAUGUGCUUCACAAAGGCUAUUCUUGCCAUUAAUCCUCAAAAAUGUGGAUUCGCUACUGUAUGUCGAUACUGACAUCCUGUUUUUGAGACCUGUUGAUGACAUUUGGUCAUUCCUGGGCAAGUUCAACUCCACACAAAUUGCUGCAAUGGCACCAGAGCACGAAGAGCCUCGUAUCGGGUGGUACAAUCGCUUUGCCAGGCAUCCCUACUACGGAGUCACUGGGGUCAAUUCUGGAGUCAUGUUAAUGAAUAUGACACGUAUCAGGAGGAAGUAUUUCAAGAAUGAUAUGACACCGGUCCGGUUACAGUGGGGAGAAAUUCUUAUGCCUCUGCUGAAGAAGUACAAGUUGAACAUUACAUGGGGUGAUCAGGAUCUGUUGAACAUUAUGUUCUUUCAUAAUCCAGAAAGUCUUUAUGUGUUUCCUUGCCAAUGGAAUUAUCGGCCUGACCACUGCAUCUAUGGAAGCAAUUGUAAGGAAGCUGAAGAAGAAGGUAUAUUUAUUCUUCAUGGAAACAGAGGUGUUUACCAUGAUGAUAAACAACCCACUUUUAGAGCCGUCUAUGAAGCAAUAAGGAAUUAUUCACUUGGAGAUGAUUUGGUUCAUUCCCUGUUGCAGCCCUUAGAACUGGAAUUACAGAAAACCAUGCAUACGUACUGUGGAAGAGUCUACAAAGUGUUCAUAAAGCAGCUAACAAAAAGCAUAAGAGACUUGUAUACCAGAAGAUCAAAGGGAAGGUGAUUUUUACUCCCAAAAAUCAAGAUACUGGAUUAACAUACUGGUCAAAAGGUGCAAACAUUCUAAUAUUGCUUGAAAAGGCUCUUAAUGUGCCCAGCUAGAAGUUACUAGCAUACAUAAAAAUGAAGAAAAUACUAAUGUAAUGAAGAACAGGAACUUUUUUCUGCAAAGUUGACUUUUUGGUCUUUUGAAGUUUGAUUACUGCUCAUGUUUUAUUUUGGAUCCAGUGAUUUGGGUGUUACUGGCUUCUAUGGUCAGCAGUUUUAGUCUGCAUAAUUCAGUUAUCUAAUGAUCAGAAGAACAAGGAAGAAGUGAAGAUGUCUCUAAUUGGGAGUGUACCUCACAUAUUGUCUA
This is a messenger RNA of Merops nubicus (carmine bee-eater), 1452 nucleotides long. It is a transcript of the gene GXYLT1, whose product is annotated as glucoside xylosyltransferase 1. The record is from RefSeq and is a predicted model, not a curated record. Bases 37 to 1101 code for a protein of 354 amino acids. Gene Ontology annotation, biological process: protein O-linked glycosylation via N-acetylgalactosamine. Gene Ontology annotation, molecular function: UDP-xylosyltransferase activity. The transcript is spliced from 7 exons. Lineage: Eukaryota; Metazoa; Chordata; Aves; Coraciiformes; Meropidae.